AUGUAUAAAUCCAAACGAACCUAAUAUGGUGGAUCGACUGCCAGCACUUUAGAUCUGUUACAGUCAUAGGAUUGUCUAUUUUGUCAAUAAUCUCAUUAAUUUUGUUGCCUCAUUACUAGAGCUCUUUACAUCAAAUAUUCAGCAAGCCAGAAUUAUUACUAUCAAAAGGAUAUUAAUAUAAUACUUUUGCAAUAACGAUCUAAACAAUAUACUGCUUAUAAAGAAUGGACUUAUUAUGAUCCUAAUGAGUAUUUAAAAAGGUUUUAUUCUUUAACUGAUACAAGAUAAAAAACCAUAGUAUUAACUGAAUAUUAUAAAUUUCAUCGAGAUAUUCCUCGUCUUUUCAUGUUACCUAUAGCUUCAACAUUAUCUAAAUAUCAUGAUAAACGCCGCAGAAUAGAAUAUAUAAGAAUAUCAAGGAUGCUAGGAGGGCAUGUUGAAUAACCAACAUCAACAUAAAAUUCUAUCUAAACAUCAUUGCAAAAUCUAUUGGGUUAAUUAAAUUUUACUAAACAAGAAUAAUCUAACACUUUGAUUGAAAUAUAAAAAAAUCUAAAAGAAGCCAUAAAUACAUCCUAAAACAAUCAAAGAGAAUUUGAUUCUCGUAAGUAUAAUCUACCUCUAUAACUAAAAAAUUCUGAUUAUUACAAUAAAUCUAAAUUAGAUCAUAAAUCUGAUACCAAUUCAAGAUUGGAUUUUAAAGAAAAUAUAAAUGAUCUAAUUUAUAAAAAAAAGCCAUUAAAAAAUUCAGGUAUAUAAACAUAAAGAGAAAUUUCUUAACCCAAAGUAUAUAGCACUGAAAAAAAUUGUAAAUUAUAGGUUCAAUAGAUUCCCCUCACUUAAAGAAAUGGCAACAAUACAAAAUAAUCAAUAUCUCCUAGACCUACGACUUAAAGAUCUAUAAAACCUUAAAUUAUGUAGUUAUUAAAGCCUAACCAUAAUAACAACAAUAAAUUAAAGGCUACUAACAUUAUCUUAGAAUGUCUAAUGAGAAAGCUGAAUUUAGAUCAAAAGACUCUCAAAAAAUAAAAAUCCAAGUCUCCUAAUAAUCCUUCUAAUUAACAAGCGAAAAGAAAGAGAAGAGUAAUGAGCACAAAUUAAGAAGCAACAAAAAUAGAUUUGACUUAACUUAAAUAAAAAUAAUCAUAAUUACUUUAGAGUAAGUUUGAUUAAAAUAUUAUUAAUAAAGGAUAUAAAACAGGAAGAGCCUCAGCAAUGGCUUGA
Paramecium tetraurelia is the source of this 1224-nucleotide messenger RNA. RefSeq lists its product as uncharacterized. The record is from RefSeq and is a predicted model, not a curated record. The transcript is spliced from 3 exons. NCBI's taxonomy places the organism in Eukaryota, Ciliophora, Oligohymenophorea, Peniculida, Parameciidae.